Messenger RNA from Leptomonas pyrrhocoris, 870 nucleotides. RefSeq names its product putative prenyl protein specific carboxyl methyltransferase. Gene Ontology annotation, cellular component: endoplasmic reticulum; membrane. Bases 64 to 870 code for a protein of 268 amino acids. Gene Ontology annotation, biological process: C-terminal protein methylation. NCBI's taxonomy places the organism in Eukaryota, Euglenozoa, Kinetoplastea, Trypanosomatida, Trypanosomatidae. The record is from RefSeq and is a predicted model, not a curated record. Gene Ontology annotation, molecular function: protein C-terminal S-isoprenylcysteine carboxyl O-methyltransferase activity. The transcript has a single exon.
GAGGCAUUGACGGCACUGCAGACUCUCUCCCAAUAUCAUUCUAAAGCAACGGAAUCCACGGUCAUGACGGCUCGAGCCACGAACAAAAAGAGCGACGCUAACGCGCGCGACGAGGCCGAUUGCCUCAACCGCGAGCUUCGUCGCAAUCUCCUUCUAGAAACGGCCGUCAUCGCCUUUGCCAUCGGCGCUCUCACGAUCCUGAGCAUUGCGCUUGUCUUCUAUGGCUACGUCACCCACAGCGACGCUCUGUUCGCGUUGGGCUUGUACGUGUUGACGGUGCACUUCGCCUUUCACAUGAGCGAGUUUCUCACCGCGGCUUACCAGAGACCGCACGACACGCACCCCGACGCGUUCGUUAUCUUUCACUCGAAAGAGUAUCUGACGGCCAGUGCUCUGGCGCUGUUGGAGUUUUUCAUUGAGGCGUACGCUGUGCCGGAGAGCUGGAAGCUGUCGCCGUCUCGCCAUCCUCUUCUUGGUGCCGUGUUGCGCAUCAACCGCACCGGGGCGGUGUUGUUCACUGCCUUGGUCGUGUUCUUCUACGGUAUCCGUGUCGUUGCGAUGCUGCAAUGCGGGUCGAACUUCUCCCUCAUAAUCGAAUCCGAUCGCCGCAGCAGUCACCGCCUUGUCAGACAUGGACUGUACCGGUACCUGCGCCACCCAUCGUACUUUGGAUGGUUCUGGCGCAGCUUGUUUGCGCAGCUCGUUCUCGCGAACCCGCUCUCAGCCGUGGUGCACACGGUGGUGUCGUGGUAUUUCUUUCGCUCCCGCGUCGCGUACGAGGAAGCGACGCUGGAACGGGAGGAUUACUUUGGGGAGGAGUACAAGGCGUAUAAGCGCCGCACCUACAUUGGCAUACCGUUUUGCGCGUGA